GUGAACCCUGCUGACCUGGAGCCCGGCAGCUCCCGGCUCUGGGGAUGCUGCUGAUGGGCACCUGCGAGAGCAGGAGCCAAAAGCCAGCCGCCUGCUCGGGAGCCCGAGUGCCGGGGAUGCUGCCUGUGCUCGCGGCGGCAGCGCUCCAAGCCUCACCCGGAGCCCUUGGCGUUGCAGGACUUCCUGCGGAAGAUCCCCUCUAAGCUCCUCGGGGCAGAGCUGUACGAGGAGUGGAUGAGCGCCCUGCAGAAGACCAGCAGGCAGGAGAAGCUGGCAGCACUCAGGGAGGUGGCCGGCAAGUUGCCCCAGGCCAACCUCCUGCUCCUCAAGAGCUUGCUGUCCCUGCUGCAAAGGAUCAGCAGAAACGCGGCCAGCAGCAGGAUGACUGCCGGCAACCUGGCCAUCUGCGUGGGGCCGAACCUGCUCAGCCCACCCGAGGAGCAGACGCUGCCCCUGGACGCCCUGGUGCAGGUGACGGGGCAGGUGCCUCCAGUCGCUGCAGAAAGCCAACACCUGAAGAGCUCCUCUGGGGAGAGAAGGUAAAAUGAGCUCGCUUUGAUUAAGAGCAGGAGUGGUUCAAGUUUG
This is a messenger RNA of Grus americana (Whooping crane), 585 nucleotides long. Its product is annotated as T-cell activation Rho GTPase-activating protein-like. The record is from RefSeq and is a predicted model, not a curated record. Gene Ontology annotation, molecular function: GTPase activator activity. The coding region runs from base 235 to 543 and encodes 102 amino acids. The transcript is spliced from 3 exons. Gene Ontology annotation, biological process: signal transduction. Lineage: Eukaryota; Metazoa; Chordata; Aves; Gruiformes; Gruidae.